Molecule: messenger RNA, 1305 nt
Organism: Nannizzia gypsea CBS 118893
Lineage: Eukaryota; Fungi; Ascomycota; Eurotiomycetes; Onygenales; Arthrodermataceae
Product: prephenate dehydrogenase
Exons: 7
Coding region: 1-1305 (434 amino acids)
Biological process (GO): L-tyrosine biosynthetic process
Molecular function (GO): prephenate dehydrogenase (NAD+) activity; NAD+ binding; prephenate dehydrogenase (NADP+) activity
Source: RefSeq, a predicted model, not a curated record
AUGGCUUUACCAAGCAGAGAAAAAAGGUCCAUUGGGAUCAUUGGAAUGGGCGACAUGGGCAAGAUGUAUGCCCAGCGUCUAAGUGAAGCAGGCUGGAGAAUAAACGCUUGUGAUAAGCCGACCAGCUAUGAUAAACUGAGAGCGGAGUUUGCAAAUGAUACCAAUAUCAAUAUACUUCCCAACGGGCACCUCGUUUCCCGAAUAAGCGACUAUAUUGUCUACAGCGUAGAGGCGAAGUUCAUUGCAUCCGUUGUUGAAGAAUAUGGACCAUCUACGAAAGUUGGGGCAAUAGUAGGAGGCCAGACCUCUUGCAAGGCCCCUGAACUUGAAGCCUUUGAAAAGUAUCUGCCCAGUGACGUGGAGAUAAUAUCAUGUCACUCACUCCAUGGGCCAAAUGUCAACCCCAAGGGUCAGCCAUUGGUCUUAAUCCAACAUAGAGCAUCAAACGAAAGCUUGAAGUUUGUUGAAGAUAUCUUCAAGUCCUUCCAAUCAACGUACGUCUAUCUCAGCGGAGAAAUGCAUGAUCGGAUCACCGCAGAUACCCAAGCAGUCACCCAUGCUGCGUUUCUAAGCAUGGGAACAGCAUGGCACGCAAACAGCCAAUUCCCGUGGGAAGUCCCCCGUUAUGUUGGUGGAAUUGAGAAUGUUAAAAUCAACAUCACGCUGAGAAUAUACGCAAAUAAAUGGCACGUCUAUGCUGGCCUUGCUAUUCUCAACCCUGCCGCAAAAAAGCAGAUCAGGCAAUAUGCGGAAUCCGUGACGGAGUUGUAUAAACUGAUGUUAGGCGGACAUCGCGAAGAGUUGACAAAGCGAAUCAAAACUGCUAGAGCGGCCGUAUUUAAGAGCAAGUCAGCGAGGCAAGAUCUAUUGCUUCAGGACAGUGUCCUUGAUAGAUUUUCGUUAUCAAAGAGAGGCACAGAAAGAAUGCCAAAUAAUCAUUUGAGCUUGCUUGCCAUUGUUGAUUGCUGGUGGAAACUAGGGAUAGUCCCUUAUGACCAUAUGAUUUGCUCAACUCCCCUUUUCCGUCUCUGGCUGGGAGUCACAGAGUACUUGUUUCAGAAUGAAGAGCUCCUGGACGAAGUGAUUGAUACCGCGAUAGAAGACAAUACAUUCCGCUCUGAUGACCUUGAAUUUACCUUCGCAGCACGAGCGUGGUCAGAUUGCGUAUCAUUUGGAGACUUCGAGUCAUACCGUGACAGAUUCGAGAAGAUACAAUCUUACUUUGCUCCACGGUUCCCCGAAGCUGUCCGCAUUGGCAAUGAGAUGAUGAAGACCAUUUUGGAAAAGACGUCAAAACCAUCCUGA